This is a messenger RNA of Solenopsis invicta (red fire ant), 2586 nucleotides long. RefSeq lists its product as uncharacterized. Bases 430 to 966 code for a protein of 178 amino acids. The record is from RefSeq and is a predicted model, not a curated record. The transcript is spliced from 4 exons. NCBI's taxonomy places the organism in Eukaryota, Metazoa, Arthropoda, Insecta, Hymenoptera, Formicidae.
UUAUAUAUAUCUAAAUUAUUAAAAAAUAGCUCGGAAGAGAGAAAAGUCUUUUUUUCUGAAAUUAUGAGAAAUAUAAGAAGUUUGAAAUAACUAUAUAAUGAAAAUGAGCUUAAGUGAAUGUGCAGCACUUUCGAUUGCGUGGUCAAAGUCAAACUUGCGUCAAUACCUAUCGGUGAGAGGAUACUGCUUGUGUAAAUUCAUGCUAGUCUUCGGUUUACUUCCGGACGACCCUGGAACGGAAGGUCGACCACUUUACGAAGACCGUUGACCGUGUCUUAACACUCGGAGUUACCGAUAUUGUGAAAUUAUGGGAGACUUCCUUGAAUUUCGACGGUGAAGGGGUUUCCUAUAAAAGCAUGGGAAACGAAUGACCAGCUUUGAAUCGUUUUUUAGACGUUCAACAGGUAACAGUGACACUUCCGUUCCACAAUGAGAGGCUUACUCUUAGUGACGGUAUUCGGUGCGAUUUUUAUGAGAGAAUCGUUUAGUAAACCGACGGAAACGCUGGCGAAUUCUGAUGAGCUCGAUCCCGUUGCCUCGACUGUGAAUACUACUUCCGAAAUCGAGGCCACGAGAGAGCAAAGAUCGCCGCAAUUCGGUUUGUUAGGUGGUAACAGUGAUUAUUAUGAUUACAACGACGAUGUACGUUAUAAUCGUUACGGAAGCAAGCGAAAAUAUCAUCACUAUAAUUACUAUAAACCGUUCAAUAGGCCACACGGUAUUGUCGGAGGACAUGGAUGUCGUGGUUAUGGCUGUGGUGGAGGAUGGCAACCGGACUACGGCGGCCAUCACCAUACCGGACAAGGAGCAUCUUUUGCCUCAGCAUCAGCAGGAUCUAUAGGUGGAGGUGGUCCUUAUGGCGGAGGACACAGCCAGGCCAAUGCACAGAGUGCGAGUUUCAGCGUCGGGCCUUUCUCAGCCUCGUUCAGCGCCGCUCAGUCCUCGUCGGGACAGAACGGAUUUUGAAUUCUUGAAACGAUAUCGAACGCAACUACGCUAGGCCCCGAAUCGCCCCUUAAUUUAUUUCACCAUCAUCGUCUCUCCGUCAUCAUUGUGGGCCCAUUGUUUACAAACAUUCUACGUCACUCGCUAGGAGCAAGUAAAUAAGCCUAACCGCGUGCGUGAGCCACCCUCUUGCCUCCUGCGAGAGGAUUUCCUGAGCGAGCAAGUUCCCUUUGUCCGCGUGCCAGCCACCAGAUGUUCCCCAAAAUAAAACUGACAAAAUAUCGCGACGUAGCGCCGCGAUUCGCGCACGAACGAGCGAGACGGUCAGGCAAAUCUGACGCGAGAGGAGCAAGGAUGGAAGGACUCUUGAGGAACGACGAGGUGGGGAGGUGAGACGCCGCGAGACGAAGAGGGUCGCUGGAUAAACGGGCACAAAGGGAUAGGAAGCCGAAGGGAGGAGGGCUUGUUAAAGGCGAGGGCCCCUGAAAUCGAGAUCCGAAAAGCCUCGUGCAAUGACCGGACGAAUCGCACACGCGAUCUUCACCGGCGCGCUGCGGUGCAGCAUCCUUCGAUUCGUGAUAGUCUCCUCACUCUCCUCUCGUCGAAUGCAGCCGGGAGAAGCGACGCCCUCGAGGACGCGUGCAGCACAUCGCGAACGUCGAAGAACGUCGAGAAUCCUUGGCGAAGAACAGUUCAUUUAUUCAUUAUUUAGCGAAGCAUGGAGCGAAAGGACCGAUGGAUCAAUCUUAUGAUUUCUAGCAAUAAAUAUCUAGCAAUUGUUGUGAUAUUUUUAAAGAAUGAAGAAAAAUAGAAAAUAUAGAGAAGAAAUUAAGAGAUGUGGAGAAAAGAAGAACUCUUUGCUUGAUAUUCUCUCGACUAAUUUGUUUCCAUUGCCUUUUGUACAAAAUGACAAUUAAGCAGUUUUAUAAAAUGAUUACUUAAUAGUAUCAAAAUAAAUAAAAUCAAUAAUAUAAAUAAUAUAAAUAAAAACACAAUUCUUUUUUUAUUUAUAUUAUACUUGCAUUAAUUUCCCCCAUUUCUUUAUAAUGAUAAUCGUAACAAAAAUAUUCGCGUGUGAUGGCCAGAGGCAAGAGGCUGAGGAAUAUUCGAGAAAUUACGCUCGUUAAAGAUCCACUGUGAUAUUAACCGGGGUUUAUUGGACGAGGUACCCUGUUAUUUUUCCAGCUGCAGAAGAUCAUUAAACGCGUUAUCUUUUGCUCUUCGAAAUCACCUAAACUCACACAAAAAAUUCGAGUUCCACUUUAACUCUCUUCCCCAAAGUACAAUGAACAUUCGUUCAAGCAACUUUAUUUCAUCGUCGUCUUAUUAACGUAUAAAUCUCUGAGGUCGAUGAACUCUCAUUCCCUUGAUUUACAGAAGAAAAACUUUUUCUGGAAGGACCAUCGGCCGGUUCUCGGUCGGGGCUUAGCAUUUUUAGAUCGCAGCGGCGUCCACCUCGAAGAAGUGACAUUCACGACACCCGAGAUGCGUCAAAGAGGCUCGUUAAAGGUCCGUGUCCUGUCGUUAACCAUUGUUUAGCCGCUCCUGGGCACCUACGGCCCUGCUAACCGGUAAACCAGUCUCUCCGUCUGAGUAAAAAGAGAGAGAGACGGAGAGUACGAGAGUCGUCCGGAUAAACGG